Molecule: messenger RNA, 540 nt
Organism: Laccaria bicolor S238N-H82
Lineage: Eukaryota; Fungi; Basidiomycota; Agaricomycetes; Agaricales; Hydnangiaceae
Exons: 4
Coding region: 1-540 (179 amino acids)
Source: RefSeq, a predicted model, not a curated record
AUGAUUAAAGGAGAGAUCCGAAACACACCUUCCUCCUCCGAAGCCGUCCCAGACUACAAUUCAGAUAGUGAAGUCGAAAUCAUCGAUUUCCAAAGCGUACCUUUGUCAUCUCAAACUCUUCUCGACAGGGAGUUGACCAUUUCCAACUCAGACAUUGAGGAAAUACCUAAAGCUCAUGAUGGCAUAGAUGUUCUGCUCAUCCUAUAUGUUGCGGCAAAUGAUGCACACUUCUGUUGGUAUUCCCCCCUGCAUGAUGGAGCAUUCAGCCCAUUUUCCGAUUUCACACUGCGAGAGGUGCUUGGCUUCCCAGACAACAGAUAUGCAAUAUAUGAUACUUACCUCAAGGAAUUCGUACAUUUGCCGUCUUAUUGUAGCUUCCAAGUUCAGGCCAGCAAAUUCUUCAUUCUUCGACAGCUGGAUCUUACUGACAAGGAUUGUCCAGAUGUCACCAAUUUCAUUCACAAGAGUGACAAAAUUUCUUCUUCCAGGCUUACGGCGGGAGCUGCAUCACAGGAUUUGAAAGGAAAACACAAGGCGUGA